AUGUACUAUUACAUUUUUGCUGACAAUAUCGUUCCAUUGUCUCAGGCCGCUGAUAAGAUUCCUCGUUUAUCUAUUGGUGAAAUUGAAGGGACUGGAGCAUUUAUUGAAGAUAAACUGUCGAGUGAACUGAAAAAGGAUGAAUUAUCUGAUGAGGACUAUGAAAUAAUUGAAACUGAUCAAUUUACCAUACCAAAAGAAUUAAUGACAAUUUCUGCAAAAGAAGCUGAUUCUUCUUCGCCACUUGAUAAAGCUUCAAGAUGGUUAAGUCUUUAUAAAGAAGAACCAGAGAGUAGCAAAAAAGGCAAAAAGUUGAAAUUAAAGCGUAAAUUAAACAAUGUUGAUAGAGUGAAAAGGAAACAGGUGUAUAGAAGACCUCAUCUAAGCAGUCGAACUUUCUUACCAAUAUCUAAAGCUGCAGCAGAUGAAUUAGCUGGUGAAUCAUCUGAAAGUGAGAUAGGAUCAACUAGUGAAAUAUCUGUCCAACGAGAUCCAGUUGUCAUUCAAUGGGAUAAAAGUGUUAAAGAAGAGAGAAAAAGGAGAAUGUGA
Messenger RNA from Trichobilharzia szidati, 546 nucleotides. The record is from the annotation of a GenBank genome assembly. Lineage: Eukaryota; Metazoa; Platyhelminthes; Trematoda; Strigeidida; Schistosomatidae.